GCCGCUGCCUUCACCGCCGCCGCCGCCGCAGCCGCAGCCGCAGCCGCAGCGGACACCGAGCAGGUAGAUGGCCCCUCAAGGGCAGGCCCUGCGGACACCCCUCCCUCCGGCUGGCGGAUGCAGUGCCUAGCGGCUGCUCUUAAGGACGAAACCAACAUGAGUGGGGGAGGGGAGCAGGCCGACAUCCUGCCGGCCAACUACGUGGUCAAAGAUCGCUGGAAGGUGCUGAAAAAGAUCGGGGGCGGGGGCUUUGGUGAGAUCUACGAGGCCAUGGACCUGCUGACCAGGGAGAAUGUGGCCCUCAAGGUGGAGUCAGCCCAACAGCCUAAGCAGGUCCUCAAGAUGGAGGUGGCUGUGCUCAAAAAACUCCAAGGGAAGGACCACGUGUGCAGGUUCAUUGGCUGUGGCAGGAACGAGAAGUUCAACUACGUGGUGAUGCAGCUCCAGGGACGGAACCUGGCUGACUUGCGCCGCAGCCAGCCGAGGGGCACUUUCACACUGAGCACCACACUGCGGCUGGGCAAGCAGAUCCUGGAGUCCAUUGAAGCCAUUCAUUCUGUGGGCUUCCUGCACCGUGACAUCAAGCCGUCCAACUUUGCCAUGGGCCGGCUGCCCUCCACCUACAGAAAGUGCUACAUGUUGGACUUUGGGCUGGCCCGGCAGUACACUAACACCACAGGGGACGUCCGGCCUCCUCGGAAUGUGGCCGGGUUCCGGGGGACUGUCCGCUACGCCUCAGUCAAUGCUCACAAGAACCGGGAGAUGGGCCGCCAUGAUGACCUGUGGUCCCUCUUCUACAUGCUGGUAGAGUUUGCAGUGGGCCAGCUGCCCUGGAGGAAGAUUAAGGAUAAGGAGCAGGUGGGGACGAUUAAGGAGAAAUACGAGCACCGCAUGCUGCUGAAGCACAUGCCGUCCGAGUUCCACCUCUUCCUGGACCACAUCGCCAGCCUUGACUACUUCACCAAGCCUGAUUACCAGUUGAUCAUGUCGGUGUUUGAGAACAGCAUGAAGGAGCGUGGCAUUGCUGAGAAUGAAGCCUUUGACUGGGAGAGGGCAGGCACCGAUGCCCUCCUGUCCACGAGCACCUCCACCCCACCCCAGCAGAACACCCGCCAGACAGCAGCCAUGUUUGGAGUGGUCAAUGUGACACCGGUGCCCGGGGACCUGCUUCGUGAGAACACUGAGGACGUGCUGCAGGGAGAGCACCUGAGUGACCAGGAGAAUGCACCCCCGAUCCUGCCUGGAAGGCCUCCGGAGGGGUUGGGCCCUACUCCCCACCUUGUCCCCCACCCUGGGGGUCCUGAGGCUGAAGUGUGGGAGGAGACAGAUGUCAACCGCAACAAACUGCGCAUCAACAUCGGCAAAACACCUUGUGUGGAGGAAGAGCAGAGUCGAGGAGUAGGGGUCCCCAGCUCCCCAGUGCGUGCCCCCCCAGACUCCCCAACAACUCCAGUACGGUCUCUACGCUACCGGAGGGUCAACAGCCCAGAGUCAGAGAGGCUAUCCACAGCGGCUGAUGGGCGGGUAGAACUGCAUGAAAGGAGGUCGAGGAUGGAUCUACCUGGCUCACCCUCACGCCAGGCCUGCUCCUCACAGCCAGCCCAGAUGCUGUCAGUGGACACAGGCCAUGCUGACAGGCAGGCCAGCGGCCGCAUGGACGUAUCUGCCUCAGUGGAGCAGGAGGCCUUGAGCAACGCCUUCCGCUCGGUGCCGCUGGCUGAGGAGGAAGACUUUGACAGUAAGGAAUGGGUCAUCAUCGACAAGGAGACAGAGCUCAAGGACUUCCCUCCUGGGGCUGAGCCUAGCACGUCAGGCACCACGGAUGAGGAGCCUGAGGAGUUGCGGCCUUUGCCUGAGGAGGGUGAGGAAAGGAGGCGUCUGGGGACAGAGCCCACUGUCAGGCCCCGCGGACGUGGCAUGCAGACGCUGGCAGAGGAGGACCUGCGGCAGAUGCUGCCCCAGCCUCCACCACCUCAGUUGAGCCAGGCUGAUGGCCGAUCAGAGACAUCACAGCCACCCACGCCUGGCAGCCCUUCCCACUCACCCCUGCACUCGGGACCCCGCCCUCGACGGAGAGAGUCGGACCCCACGGGCCCUCAGAGACAGGUGUUCUCUGUGGCGCCCCCGUUUGAGGUGAAUGGCCUCCCACGAGCUGUGCCUCUGGGCUUGCCCUACCAGGAUUUCAAGAGAGACCUUUCUGACUACCGAGAACGGGCCCGGCUGCUCAACAGGGUCCGGAGGGUGGGCUUCUCGCAUGUGCUGCUCACCACCCCACAGGUCCCACUGGCUCCCUUUCAGCCUCAGGCCAAUGGGAAGGAGGGUGAAGAGGAGGAGGAGGAAGAAGAAGAGGAAGAAGAGGAGGAAGAGGAGGAGGAAGAGGAAGAGGAGGAGGAGGAAGUUGAGGAGGAGGAGGAAGCAGGGGCCCUUGGGGAGGUGCUGGGGCCUCGCAGUGGCUCUAGCAGUGAGGGGACUCAGAGGAGCACUGAGCAGAGCCAGGAGGGCGCCCCGUCCACACUGCUGGCUGAUGAUCAGAAGGAGGCCAGGGGCCGGGCCUCCAUGGCUGAUGGGGACCUAGAGCCCGAGGAGGGCUCCAAAACGCUGGUGCUCAUCUCCCCUGGUGACAUGAAGAAGUCGCCAGUCACUGCCGAACUGGCCCCUGACCCUGAUCUGGGCACCUUGGCUGCACUCACCCCUCAGCAUGAGCGGCCCCAGCCUACUGGGAGCCAGCUGGAUGUCUCAGAGCCUGGCACCCUGUCCUCCAUCCUCAAGUCUGAACCCAAGCCCUCAGGACCUGGACCAGGGCUUGGGGUUGGACUGGUGACCCCUGGGGCUGGGGUCAUAGCAGUCACCUCCUCGCCCUUCACCAAAGUCGAGAGGACCUUUGUUCACAUUGCAGAGAAAUCCCACCUCAAUGUCAUGUCUUCCGGAGGACAGGCCUCCAGGCCAGAGGAAUUGAGCACUGGGGGCGAGCUGGGCCUGGAGAUGCUCUCUGAGCAGGGCAUGGCGGAGGAGGGGGCCCCAGUGCCUCUGGAGAAUGGCAUGGUUUUGUCAGGGCUGGAUGGGACUGAAACAGAAAGUGCCCUGUCUGGCCCUCCAGGGGAAACACCCUCAGAAGUGGUCACAGACUUCUUGCCCAAUGGCCCAGCCGUUGCUGGUGGGCCAGCCUCAGCAUCCCCACUGGAGCCUGUCACCAAGAAAGCGACCGCCAUCUCUCCUAGCCGCCAUGCUAUGCUAGGUUCUCGCCCCAGGAGCCGUAUUCCUGUCUUGUUGUCUGAAGAGGAUACAGGUUCAGAGCCUUCGGGCUCACUGUCAGCCAAAGAGCGAUGGAGCAAGAGGGCGAGGCCACAGCAGGACCUGGCACGGCUGGUGAUGGAGAAGAGACAGGGUCGUCUGUUGCUGCGGCUGGCCUCCGGAGCCUCAUCUUCCUCCAGCGAGGAGCAUCGCCGUGCCUCUGAGACAUUCUCAGGCACAGGCUCUGAGGAAGACACACCUGCCUCAGAGCCCACAGCAGCCCUGCCUAGGAAGGCUGGGCGGGCAGUAACCACCCGGAGCCGAAUUCCCCGUCCUAUCAGUGUGUCUACAUCUGCAGAAGGCCAGCAGCUUCCUGGCAGACCCCAUGGUGCGGCCUCAUCGUCUGACUCGGCCAUCACCAGCAGGCUCCAGCUGCAGAAGCCCUCAGGGUCAGCCACUGCCGCUGACCUCCGUCCCAAACAGUCUUUGAGCCGGGGUCCUGGCCCAGGUCGCGCCCAAGUCUCCAGGCCUACAGCGCCCCGCAGUCCCGGCCUCACCGCCUCCACCGCCCGGCACCACAACGGGUCCUCGCGGAGCCAGUCCCUGUCCCGCAAAGAGAGCUCCUCCCCCUCGCAUCAAGCCCGGCCCGGGGUCUCCCAACCUCGGGGGGUCCUCCAAGCUAAAUCUCAACCCGAGGCCUCCCCGGGGACCUCCAAGAAAGGACCCAGAGGGAAACAACUGCAGACUCAGCGCGCAGCAGCCAAAGGCCGGGCGGCGGUUUCAGAGGGCCGCCCUGGGACCAGAUAAUGACGCCCGCCCAUGGCACCCCCUACCCUCACCCUGGUCCCCACCCGCAGCCGGCCACACUGGAACAGCUUCCAGCACAGCCUUACGCGCCCGAGCCACCGCGGCCUCAGCUUCCCGCCUGCACCCACCAGGACGCACGUGAGCACAUGUGCCCAGCAGCAGCCCAGCCCGCGCACUGACCCAGGAGGGUGCGUGGCUCGGUUUCUCUCUCUGCGUCCUCCCUUCCUCCUGCCGCCCCUCUGCAGGGACGGGCUCACAGCAGCUCCUUUGCCCCGGGAAGGCUCAGCCACUUACCGCCACCGAAGACUCCGAUUCUGGAGCCCGUCCCCUUCACCCACCAGGCCUUGGCUGAUCUCUAGCCCUCUACCCCCGCCC
Acomys russatus (golden spiny mouse) is the source of this 4413-nucleotide messenger RNA. RefSeq names its product tau tubulin kinase 1 (gene Ttbk1). The record is from RefSeq and is a predicted model, not a curated record. Gene Ontology annotation, cellular component: cytoplasm; nucleus. The transcript is spliced from 15 exons. Gene Ontology annotation, molecular function: ATP binding; protein serine/threonine kinase activity. NCBI's taxonomy places the organism in Eukaryota, Metazoa, Chordata, Mammalia, Rodentia, Muridae. Bases 118 to 4038 code for a protein of 1306 amino acids. Gene Ontology annotation, biological process: peptidyl-serine phosphorylation; signal transduction; peptidyl-tyrosine phosphorylation.